CUCUCUGGGCCCAAAGAUAGCUGUAAGGAGGGUUGAACCCCAUGAGAGAAGACAUAUGCCAGAUGCACAGUGUUAUAACUAAAGGUUAAGACUACGAAAGCAGAAAAAUGAACGCGUUUGGAGGCAGAGAGAACUCCACGUACAAGUGUACAUUCAACGAGGAUUUUAAGAAAGUCCUCCUCCCCGUGUCGUACGGCAUUGUGUUCUGCGUGGGGCUGAUCCUGAACAUUCUGGCCCUGUACAUCUUCCUGUUCCGGAUCAAGCCCUGGAACGCCUCCACCACCUACAUGUUCAACCUGGCCAUUUCCGACAUGAUGUACGUCAUCUCCCUCCCGCUGCUGGUCUAUUACUACUCGCAGGGGGACAACUGGCCGUUCGGCGUGGCCUUGUGCAAGAUCGUCAAGUUCCUUUUCUACACCAACAUGUACUGUAGCAUCUCCUUCUUGCUGUGCAUCAGCAUCCACCGCUUCCUCGGGAUCUGCUACCCAAUGAAGUCGCUGGGUUGGCUGAAGGUGCGGAACGCCCGGAUUAUUUCUGUGGUCGUCUGGGUUAUCGUUUCCGCCUGUCAGUCCCCUAUAUUGUACUUUGUUACCACAAGUUCCAACGGGGACAGCACCACCUGCCAUGACACUUCCAGCAAGGAUCUAUUUGACAACUUUGUGGUCUACAGCACAGUCGACUUGGCCUUGCUUUUCUGCGUCCCGUUCAUCACCAUUAUUAUCUGCUAUUGCUUGAUGGCACGGACCCUUAUGAAGCCCUCGGCCGCCACCGCUCAGACUUCGGCUUCCAAGAAGAAAUCGAUUAAAAUGAUUAUCAUUGUCUUGGCGGUCUUCAUCAUUUGUUUCUUGCCUUUUCAUAUCAAUCGGACCCUUUAUUACUAUUUCCGCAAGAUGGAACUUGACUGUAACAUAUUGAACGCCAUUAACUUGGCCUAUAAAGUGACCAGACCCUUGGCCAGUGCCAACAGCUGCCUUGACCCCAUAUUGUACUUUCUGGCCGGACAGACUGUUAGGAGAAGCAUCAUUCCCAGAAACGGACUCUCAAAAAUGAAGAACAAAUUUACAUCCUAUGUUCUAGAGAACAACUGGAGCGGCAGUGCCACCGGUGUCUCCAACAGUGAGGCCAGGCAGAGCCCGGCUGUAAUUAGCAAAGUGUAAUUAACCGAGAAAUGAGCCAAACAGACACGAGACAUCGGUGUAGAGGGAAGAGUAAGAGUGGACCUCGCUGUAGGUUCUACAUAUACCAGAUGCUUCAUGCUACACAGGGUCGGACUGGGCUGCCGGGACACCGGGAAAAAUCCCGGUGGGCCCCGGCUCUAGUGGGCCCUGGUGGCCCACACCCAACCCUUGCGGCACUCCCCCUGCCGAAUGCUCCUGCCCGAUGCGUUAUAUUUACGCGCUCGGGUAAGGUCGUCGGGUGGGGGGGCCUGCGAGGUUAGAGUGGCCCUGCGAGGGGGGUUGGGGGGCCCUCGGGGGGGUACACUAUGGGCACCCCGGUGGGCCCUCCACACCCCAGUCCGACCCUGAUGCUACAUUAGUUUUGGGGUAUCAACCUCCGUGAGGUAAAAUAGCUACACGUAGAAAUCAAUAUGAAGAAAUAUGGUGCCUUUAUCUAUGUGGCAAAUGUAAUGUAACAUUCCCAGAUAUUUUAUAUAUUACCUUUUACUUUAUAUUUAAGAAUGUUUGGGACAGACAAGGGGCUUUCCUAAGCUGGAAGCAUUAUUAUUAUGGUUGAACAUGAUGGACGUAUGUCUUUUUCCAACCCAACUUACUAACUUACUAUGUAUGUUACUAGGCCCCCUGAGCAUGAAGUAGGGAUUGGCAGGUAACCAAUGAAAUGGACCCCAGUGGUGACAAAAGCCUGGGAUAAACACGGAUGCUCCAUCCAGAUUUAUUUUGGUUUGCUAUUGCAGCCAUUUCAACUGCAGCUCUUCUUUUAGUUACUUCCUUGUCUAAUGUGAAAUCAGUAAAAGAGCUGCAGUUCAGCUCCUUGUAAUAGAGAAACAAAGUAAAUCUGCAUGCAGGGAGAAAGGUAUGUUAUUCCGGGGACUGUAUAGAGUCAUUUUAGGAGCGUUUAAAAUAAAAAGGCUUAUUUAUCUCAUAUGGGAUAAUAACAGAAACCUAGAGUGAGAGAAGAGUGUCUGCCUUUAGAUUCCCGUAUUCUACAGAUCAGAUUCCAUUGUUAUUUUAAAUAAAAGCCCCGCUUAGCACUUUCGGAGGGAAUCAUAGAGGCCCUCCAGAAAUUUCUUGUAUUCUGAUUUUUGACUCUCAUUUUUACCCCCAAGACUGUCCCAGUGCAAAGUCUGUAACAAUGUUGGCUGUGUCUGUGUAAUUUAUUGUACCACAGUUUUUAUUGUUGUAAAUAUAUAUUCAUAUUUUACUGAUCUAUAUGUAUAAACAAGAGGGGCUGUAACGAGCCCGAACACUAAUUUAUACUAAACCUUAUUUUAGUAGGUUUUUAAAAACAAAAACUUAUUUUCUGAUGUAAACAUGUUUUAUCUUUUAUAUUAAAUUGAAAUAGAUCUA
Molecule: messenger RNA, 2525 nt
Organism: Xenopus tropicalis (tropical clawed frog)
Lineage: Eukaryota; Metazoa; Chordata; Amphibia; Anura; Pipidae
Product: P2Y purinoceptor 2-like
Exons: 2
Coding region: 108-1157 (349 amino acids)
Biological process (GO): signal transduction; transepithelial chloride transport; G protein-coupled receptor signaling pathway
Cellular component (GO): plasma membrane; membrane
Molecular function (GO): G protein-coupled receptor activity; G protein-coupled purinergic nucleotide receptor activity
Source: RefSeq, a predicted model, not a curated record